GUCCCCUCCACCCGACCUGUCAAAACCACGCCUACGAAGCCACACAAUUGGUCCAAAAGCGUCAAGUAGCCAAUCAACAGGGAUCAGCUCCUUGCAACACACAACACAUCCAUACAAUCUGGAACCUACAGAGCACAGAAGCGCAGGGUAUUUCUUGGUGCUGAGAUCUCGCCUUCUCUCUGCCUUCAACUGGAGUCCUUCUUUCUCUUAUUUCUCUUUUUUGAAGUGUGUGUGUGUGAGAAAAAGAGAGAAAGAAAGUGUGUCUGUACGUGCGUGUGUCUGUGUGGAAAAGGGGGAGAGAAAUGAAUUGUUCUGCGCAAACGAUCAAUCUCAAUACGUAUCCACCGAAGCAAGACUGAAGCCUGUGAGAGAUUUCUAAAUCAUUUUUUAAGGAAUACCGACAUAUUCGAGACAAACGUAACAUCAAAAUUACGUUGUUUCUGUACAUUUUUACGCACAGCCGACCAGCAAGACGACAGCGUAAAAAAUACAGAGAACAAGCAACGCGUUAACCCUUGAAAAAGCAAGCCAUCUACAGCACUCGAGAAGAUAAAAGGAAUCAUAUUUCUAAAGUUUUCAUGGCAGACAUUUGGAUGGAAUUUCAGAAGCGGCAAUAAAGAGAAUUCCCGCUGUUCCAAAUCAGUUCUUGCUGGGAUGCAUCUUCUAGUUCUGAUACGAUAGUAAAGAAAAGUCGAAACUUCAUGACUAAGAAAUGCGCAGCUAAAACAUUUUCCCUCUUCUGAACAAAAGUGAACCACCAUAACACAUAACUGGAAAUCCUGUGGUAAAGUAGGUGAGCUUACCGAUGAGAGAUCCAGUUGUACCAGGAACGAGUAUGGCAUACCACCCGUUUUUACCUCACCGGGCUCCGGACUUUGCCAUGAGUGCGAUGUUGGGACACCAGCCUCCCUUCUUCCCGGCGCUGGCUCUCCCUCCCAACGGUGCUCUGUCUCUGCCGGGAGCUCUGGGGAAGCCCAUCAUGGAUCAGCUGGUUGGCGCCGCGGAGACCGGCCUCCACUUCUCCUCGAUAGGUCACCAGGCAGCCGCUGCCCAUCUCCGGCCUCUUAAAACAUUGGAACCCGAAGAAGAAGUGGAAGACGAUCCCAAAGUUCACCUGGAAGCCAAGGAACUUUGGGAGCAGUUCCACAAGCGCGGCACUGAAAUGGUCAUCACGAAAUCUGGAAGGCGAAUGUUUCCCCCGUUCAAAGUGAGAUGCACCGGCUUGGAUAAAAAAGCCAAAUACAUUUUGUUGAUGGAUAUUGUAGCAGCCGACGACUGCAGGUACAAAUUCCACAACUCUCGCUGGAUGGUCGCGGGAAAGGCCGACCCCGAGAUGCCGAAGAGAAUGUAUAUCCACCCGGACAGCCCGGCCACUGGCGAGCAGUGGAUGUCAAAAGUCGUCAAUUUUCACAAACUUAAACUGACUAACAACAUCUCCGACAAACAUGGAUUUACAAUUCUGAACUCCAUGCACAAAUACCAGCCCAGGUUUCACAUCGUCAGAGCCAACGAUAUUUUAAAGCUUCCUUAUAGCACUUUCAGGACUUACGUCUUUCCUGAAACAGAGUUCAUUGCUGUAACAGCCUACCAAAAUGAUAAGAUCACGCAGUUAAAAAUCGAUAAUAAUCCGUUUGCCAAAGGAUUCCGGGACACCGGUAACGGCAGGAGAGAAAAGAGGAAACAGUUGGCUUUGCAAUCCAUGAGGUCUUACGAGGAACAGAAGAAAGACACCGGAACAUCAGACGAAUCCUCCGGCGAACAGGCGGCGUUCAAGCGCUUCGGACAGGCCUUAUCACCCGCGGUGUCAGCGGUCGGUCCUUCCAACCUCAAAAACGCCUGCGAGAGCGAUGAAGACAGCGACGAAGAGAGCAAAGAUGAAAAUCCACAGGACGGGCAGGAAUCCAAUAAAAUUUCUACGACCACUGAGGAGGGAAAGGACACUGACAGAAGCCCCACUAAAGCCCACCUGUUUGCUAGCAGUGACUCCGCAAGCAGGGCUAGGACCGAAGACCCAGCACGGACCGACAAAAGCCCGGCGGACUCCAGGCAAAGCCCAGUCACUAUUAUCUCCAGCACCACAAGAUCGUUAAGUGGCGAAGACCUGAAGCCCUCAAUACGUGACCCAUCCAAACAGGACGAGUGCAGGCCUAUGAGCAAAGAGAAUUACGUGCCCUUGACUGUUCAAACGGACAGCAGCGCUCACAUGAGCCAGGGUCAUUUACAUAAUUUUGGAUUUCCACCUGGUCUGGCAGGACAGCAGUUUUUCAACCCCCUGGGUGGGGCUCAUCCUUUUCUUUUACACCCCAGUCAGUUUAACAUGGGAGGCGCCUUCUCCAAUAUGGCGGCGGCAGGCAUGGGUCCUUUGCUGGCUGCCGUGUCUUCUGCGGGGGUUAGCACCAUGGACACGGCCAGCAUCGCCUCCCCGCAAGGGCUCACGGGAGCGUCGGGCCUGCCCUUUCACCUACAGCAGCACGUGCUAGCAUCGCAGGGCCUGGCGAUGUCUCCCUUUGGAAGCCUUUUCCCCUAUCCUUACACCUAUAUGGCGGCUGCUGCCGCCGCCUCCUCCGCCGCUGCCUCUUCCUCCGUGCAUCGCCACCCGUUUCUGAACGCGGUGCGCCCGCGUCUCCGGUACAGCCCCUAUUCGAUCCCCAUGAGUAUACCGGACAGCAGUACUUUGCUGACUACAGCUCUCCCUACUAUGUCCAACAGCGCCAUCGAGAUCAAAGCCAACAGUAUGGCAACAAGUCCAGUUUCGGCCACCAUGGACUCUACUUCGGAGGUGAAUGGUAGAUCCUCCACGAUAUCUUCAGGCUCAGUCUCUCUGUCCCCAAAAACGUGUCCUGAGAAGGAUUCCACCAACGAACUGCAAAGCAUUCAACGCUUGGUCAGCGGACUAGACUCGAAACAAGACAGGGCAAGAAGUGUCUCACCUUAGCGAAAGAAAAUAAUAAUAAUAAUAAUAAUAAACGUACAUUUCUAGCUAAUGCGGGUUUGUUUUUGCAAAUCUAUCCAACUGUUGUUGUUUUUUUCAAUGCACUUUGUUAGAAGAAAACGUAAAAGUAUAUUUCUUGUGUUAACAGAAAACACAGACUUUGAUUUUUUUCCCCCUGUAUUUUUGACUACCACAUAAGUAUUGGAACGAAAAAGGUUUAGUAAGAAUUCUGAUAAUCAAUCGAUAAAGUUGCUGCUACGCCAUAUCUAUAUUUUACAUGUCGGAUGCUGGGAGAACGAAAUAAAAAAAAUGUCGCUAAAUUGGUUAGGAUGGUUUGUAAACCUGUUUCUGGUAUAACUUGUAAAGUGCUGUGUUUGAUAGGAAAAAUGACAAAUGUAUAUGAGAAUGAUUAUGUCCGGAACAAAAGAAAGGCUUUGCAUGUCCUACAUGACCAUGUCUCGUUUGCUGAUUGCCACUGAUUUAUUUUAAGGCGACAAAAAAGAAAAUAUAUUAUAUGUUGGUGUAGGCCUCCCCUCUCCAAACAGAUUUGCAAGACAGUUUUUAGAAUACCCUUUUACUUUCCCCGUGCAUUUGAAUACACAGUGAUUUUGUAUGUAACCGAAAAUAGAAUCCGAAAAGAGAAAUUAAAACGGGAAGCUUGGACUAUAAAUAUAUUAAAAAAUAUUUAUGUAAUUAUUUGAUAUUUCUUGUAAAUAUAGGCUACCGGAUUAGAGUUCUCAAGAAUCUGCCCUUAAUUUAUUGGCGUUGUACAUAUUUUUUGUAAAUAUAGUCUGCCAGUUGGUUUGAUCGUUUCCGUCUUUUCAGUCAGGAUGGAGAAACCUGUCCAGGAUCUCCGCCAUCCCACCUUUUUAGCUGUCUGUAUAGUUGACUGCAAAGACAAUGAUGUGUCAUCGUAGUUUUUCCCAUGGUCUCUGUGUUAAGAUUGCUACUGUUCAGAAUAAUUACAAGUGACAACAGCGCACCAGUGGCUUCAAACGUGUUGAAGAUUUCCUUUAGAAAUUUUGUUUGUGUGUCAAAACGAAUGGAUUAAAAAAAAUCCGUUUUGCAGCUUGAAAGUAAAAGUGCCGAAACUUUAUUACAAUAUGAUGAAGGUUUAAUUUGUGUUUCUAAAGUUGUCAUUGGAUUUCUGUAGUUUAAAGAUUUUUGUUUUGUUAACAAAUGUUUCCUGAAAGUUUCAAUAAAAUAUUGAAUUGCACCACAACUUGUGCUGAUUUGCCCUGCGACAUCUCAGAACUUGGUGUAA
Molecule: messenger RNA, 4196 nt
Organism: Lepisosteus oculatus (spotted gar)
Lineage: Eukaryota; Metazoa; Chordata; Actinopteri; Semionotiformes; Lepisosteidae
Gene: tbx3a
Product: T-box transcription factor 3a
Biological process (GO): positive regulation of DNA-templated transcription; cell fate specification; regulation of transcription by RNA polymerase II
Cellular component (GO): nucleus
Molecular function (GO): RNA polymerase II cis-regulatory region sequence-specific DNA binding; DNA-binding transcription factor activity, RNA polymerase II-specific
Source: RefSeq, a predicted model, not a curated record